Pteropus alecto (black flying fox) is the source of this 2022-nucleotide messenger RNA. It is a transcript of the gene POU2F3, whose product is annotated as POU class 2 homeobox 3. Gene Ontology annotation, molecular function: RNA polymerase II cis-regulatory region sequence-specific DNA binding; DNA-binding transcription factor activity, RNA polymerase II-specific. Gene Ontology annotation, biological process: regulation of transcription by RNA polymerase II. Lineage: Eukaryota; Metazoa; Chordata; Mammalia; Chiroptera; Pteropodidae. The record is from RefSeq and is a predicted model, not a curated record. The transcript is spliced from 13 exons. Gene Ontology annotation, cellular component: nucleus. Bases 1 to 1329 code for a protein of 442 amino acids.
AUGGUGAAUCUGGAACUCAUGCACACAGAUAUCAAGAUGAGUGGGGAUGUAGCAGAUUCCACGGAUGCUCGCAAUGCUAUCAGCCAGGUGGAGACAGGAAAUGAUCGAAAUGGCCUAGAUUUCAACAGGCAGAUUAAAACCGAGGAUCUCAGUGACUCCCUGCAGCAGACCCUCGCACCUAGGCCAUGCCAUCUGAGUCAAGGAUCUGCCAUGAUGUCCGGAAACCAAAUGUCUGGGGUAAAUGCCAGCCCAUGUCAGGAAGCCCUGACAUUCUCAGAUAUGACUUCCCUCCAUCCACUCCAGCAGCUCGUACUGGUUCCCGGCCACCUACAAUCUGUAUCCCAGUUCCUGCUAUCUCAGACUCAGCCUGGGCAGCAAGGUCUGCAGCCAAAUCUCCUCCCCUUUCCACAGCAACAAAGCUCUCUCCUCCUCCCACAGACUGGACCUGGCCUGACAUCCCAGGCAAUUGGGCGCCCCGGGCUGCCAGGAUCCUCUUUAGAACCCCACCUGGAAGUGUCCCAGCAUCUCUCAGUGCCCAAGCACCUACCCAGCUCUGGAGGGGCUGAUGAGCCCAGUGACCUGGAGGAGCUCGAGAAGUUUGCCAAGACCUUCAAGCAGAGGCGCAUUAAGCUGGGCUUCACACAGGGAGACGUGGGGCUGGCGAUGGGAAAGCUGUAUGGCAACGACUUCAGCCAGACUACCAUCUCACGAUUUGAGGCCCUCAAUCUGAGCUUCAAGAACAUGUGUAAGCUCAAACCUCUACUGGAAAAGUGGCUGAGUGAUGCAGAAUCUUCUCCAUCAGACCCCUCGGUGAGUACCCCCAGCUCUUACCCGACCCUCAGUGAAGUAUUUGGUAGGAAGAGGAAGAAACGCACCAGCAUUGAGACCAACAUCCGCCUGACUCUGGAAAAGAGAUUUCAAGAUAACCCCAAACCCAGCUCAGAGGAGAUCUCCAUGAUUGCAGAGCAGUUGUCCAUGGAGAAGGAGGUGGUGAGGGUCUGGUUCUGCAACCGCCGCCAAAAGGAGAAGCGAAUCAACUGUCCUGUGGCCACGCCUAUCAAAUCACCCAUCUACACUUCUCGUCUGGUCUCUCCUUCUGGGUCUCUGGGCCCCCUCUCCAUCCCUCCUGUCCAUAGCACCAUGCCUGGAACAGUAACAUCAUCCUGUUCCCCUGGGAAUAACAGCAAGCCUUCAUCUCCUAGCUCAGGACUCCACACCAGCAGCCCAACCACAUCUCAAAAUAACUCCAAAGCAGCAGUGAACUCCUCCUCCAGUUUUAACUCUUCAGGGUCUUGGUACCGAUGGAAUCAUCCCACCUACCUCCACUAAGACUAAAAAGUUUCUCCUAUUCCACCUGGCCCUGUAUUUACCACUGGAAGGAAGGGAGUCACUCCUUCUCUGUAUGGACAGAUGACUUUCAGAAGAGUAGAAGACAAUCCCCACUAUCCAUGAAACUAAACUCUUGCCUUCUUCAUGAGCAAGAGCCUCCAGAGAUCCAAACUGUGAUUGAACCAUGUGUUGACUCCUAGUGUUCUUGAAAUAUAUAUCAAUCCUAGGGGUUGACCAUUUUCACCUUCCUUGCCUGUGCCUUUAUCCUCUAGUUCUAAAUAUUUCAGAUGGCAUCACUGUGGCAGUGGUGUUUCAGAGAAAAGACUUCUUGUCGUUAUUCUUUAACUCAUUCUGGGGACAGCCAUUUGCCUGGUGUCCCAAACCACCAGAGAGCUAAUGGUUUUGACUCUGAACCUAGCCAUAAUCUCCAAACUGAUUCUAAAAUCUAUGAAAAGAUUUAAUCCGAUUUCUGCACCAAAGCCUUGAUGUUUUCUUUAUUCAACCAAGUUGUCUGACUGACUCUUCUUUCACCCCAUUUUCUCUUUAGUCCUGCCCCCUUGUCUAAAACCAGAUCUAUACAUGAUUUUGUUCUCCAAGUUCCCUCCUCUUUACAGAAGGCUAAUUUCUUCAGUCCUGGGGACACAUUUCUCUGCUCACAGGUGCUUUUCUGCCUGUUAAAUCUGUCCCAGAGUU